GCCUUGCUGUAUUAUUCGCGUCGUUUGGAACUUGAGUGAAGGGUGAGUGAGAACCAUGGCUAGGGUUUUGGGUGGCUGCAGGGCCCUCAUGGCGGCGGCGAAGGCGGGGGCAAAGGUGGAGGCCCCCGCCCCGAAGGCGGCCGGCAAAGCGACCGCCGGCAUCCUCAAGCCGCUCCCCGUCUCCCGGGCCAUGGAAAAGUUCGUCGGUGCCUCAGAGAUCUCGCGUACCGGGGCCAUCAAAAAGAUAUGGGAUCACAUCAAGCUCAACCAGCUUCAGAACCCAUCAAACAAGAGGGAGAUUCAGUGUGACUUUAAGCUGAAGAGUAUAUUUGAUGGAAGAGACAAAGUUGGGAUGUUGGAAAUAUCGAAGCUGAUUGCUCCUCAUUUCCUCAAGCCUAACUGAAAUCAACGGAGUCAUAUUGGUGUUUUCAUGUUUGUGUUUUGCUCGUUGUUUUGGUAUCACAUAACGAGUAAUCAGGAUCAUUGGCAGUGUUUUUUAUUUUGAACUCUCCGCCAUCUCCAUGAACGAUUUGGCUUUUCCGUAAUGUGGUUAUCAUCCUUUGGUUCAUCUUUUCUCGGAUAUUGAUAUGUUUUUGGAUCAUCGAAGCUUGAUACCAUUUUAGCUUUA
Molecule: messenger RNA, 628 nt
Organism: Musa acuminata AAA Group (dessert banana)
Lineage: Eukaryota; Viridiplantae; Streptophyta; Magnoliopsida; Zingiberales; Musaceae
Product: protein TRI1
Exons: 2
Coding region: 56-403 (115 amino acids)
Cellular component (GO): nucleus
Source: RefSeq, a predicted model, not a curated record